AUGGCGCCUCGUUCCAGCAAGAAAGGCAAGGCCAAGGUUAACGAUGACACGGAACCCGAACCUCCGCAGGAUCAUCCGUACAUCGUUUGGAUGCGCCAGCAGCAGGCCGAAGGGUUUGAGCAUGGACGAAUUCGUCGUGAAGCAUGUAUUCCGCCAUCCUCAGCUCCAGGGCCGUCCCGUGUUGCCGCGCCCGCACCAUCUGUCGGAAAUGUCAACUUCGGCUCGGAGGAUGAAUCGUCGGCGUCCCCGUCAGACUCAGACACGGACCUGGAAGUUGAGAAGGACGACGAUGAGGGUGACGGUGGCGUUGCGCCUAGCGGGUCCAAGAAGAGAGGUGCGCAGAAAUCGUCCAAGAAGGCUGGUCAGAAAGUGCGGAAGCGCACCCCAUGGACCAUGGAAGAGAUGGCUGCAUUAGCUGCAGCCAGAUGGUACACCAGGGAGGAUAUCAAGCAGAUGCAAGGUAAGCAAGGUGCACAGUUUUGGAAGAAACUCCGUCAGCAUAUGCGCAAGGCGUAUCCGAACUGGAUUCGUAGGAGCGAGGCUAUGAAGCAGUGUUGGAAGAGGCUGGAAGCGGAAUACGAAGACAUAUGUGAGGCAAUCCAGAUGUCGGGCGCCGGUAACAUGGCGAGGCCCGACUGGUUCACUUUCAUGGACGACCUAAAACAUGGAACCGCAGCAGUGAACCCACAUGUGGUGGAUGGCGGAGGAGCUGGGAUGCGGACAGCGGAUCCUACGAUGACCAUACCCCGAGUUGGAGACCUCCCUGCAACUCAAGACCCCAAUGGCCCAGCCACAGGCCACAAUCCCUCCCAAGCACCCCGAGGCACCAACACAACACAUGGUGGGAACGCCACGCCAAGGAAGCGCGCCCAUGAAACAGCCACCAUCCAGGGUGCCUCCAUGAUCUCUAGCACUAUGCGCCAAUGCAAUGCCUCUGGUGUUGCCAAGAUCGACGAGCUUAUCAGGAUCAUCGUUGCCGCACUUGGCGCCCAAGUAGCAGCCAACCAAGCGGCCAGCCAGUUCAUGAAUAACUACGCCCCUGCCCCAGGCCCAGGACAUCAGCAAGCCCCAAGUACCAUGAACGACACCACCGGUCACCCUUCAGGUGGUCGCGCUGCUGAAGAGGCAGUGGCUGCAGAAGAAGACUGCGAGGAUGGACUGGAUGUCACCAAUGAAUACCUCAACGAGGACGAUGAGUAA
Molecule: messenger RNA, 1200 nt
Organism: Closterium sp. NIES-65
Lineage: Eukaryota; Viridiplantae; Streptophyta; Zygnematophyceae; Desmidiales; Closteriaceae
Source: the annotation of a GenBank genome assembly